AUGCUUCGCGAUGGGUGUGUUUUGUUGUUUCUGAUGGUUUUCAUCACGAUUGCGCGAGCAACAGGUAAAAACGUGACCUGUUGGGAGUUGCCAUGUCGACAAAACCGAUACCACUUCGACUGUUGUAUCCGACAGUUAGAGAUCGACGAUCGGACCGCGAUCGAGUAUGCGAACUUUGCCAAACAGCAGUACAUCCUGUUGGAGGACAGCAACAUCUACACCGUUUCACCGCAGCUGUUUGAGCUGAUGACGGAUGCCAAAAUGCUGGAGAUAUCGGGAGGCUUCGUACCGUGGGUACACCUUCAACCGUCCAUUACGGUGCUGAUAAUCUACGACAGUCAGACGAAGAAGAUCUUUAUCGAUCCGGGGGAGAAGAAGAAGUACCGUUUGAUUUGGUUGGAAGUUCGAAAUGUUACAAUGAAAGAAAUUCCAGCGAAUUUGAAUCAGUUGAGGAAUUUGGAGCACAUUGGACUGGUGUCGGCUGGAAUUGAGUUUCUGGUGAUGGAUCAGUUCGAUGGGUUGAACAAACUGGAGGAGCUCGAUUUGUCGGGUAAUAAUAUCUUUCAAAUCUACGUGAAUUUCCCGAUGAGGCUACCCUCGCUACGUACGUUGCAUCUGAAUAACAAUCAACUGACGGCAAUUGAUGUGGGCUAUUGGUAUAUGCCCGAGCUGACCACGUUCGAUUUGUCCUCGAACAAGCUAAAGUAUAUUGCCAAAUACAACAGCAAUCAGAUGGAGAAACUGUGUGCUAUUAAAGCGGAGCGGAACCGCUGGAACUGCAAGUGGCUCAGUGAGUUCCUGCACGCUUGCUUUCACUUCCGAGGGUACGGUUUUAGCGAUCAGCAAUUCGAGUGCGAUGAAGGCGAAGAGUGGCAGGAAAAUUGCUGCUACGGUAAUGAAACCGAAUCCGGCUAUCAGGAAUACCUGAAGGCGAUGCAGAUGAUCUGA
Messenger RNA from Sabethes cyaneus, 948 nucleotides. Its product is annotated as platelet glycoprotein V-like. The coding region runs from base 1 to 948 and encodes 315 amino acids. Gene Ontology annotation, molecular function: protein binding. The record is from RefSeq and is a predicted model, not a curated record. The transcript has 2 exons. NCBI's taxonomy places the organism in Eukaryota, Metazoa, Arthropoda, Insecta, Diptera, Culicidae.